CGAAAAUCGGCAGCAAAUAUUUUUGUGUUUAUAUAUGUAAUAUAUAUACAUAUGAUUUUUUUUAAGCUCUAUAUUAAAAUUAGCUAUAGGAUUCUUUGUCAAGAAAAAAAAUAAAAUUAGCUAUAGGAUUCCUCGCUAAGUGUCAUACUUUGAUACUUGUACAUAGCCAUUUUCUUCCACUUUCUGCAAUUGAUUUCCGACAGUUACCGUGCAAGCACAUGCUUCUUGACAAACAGUCUUUGGCUGCACCGCUGUCACCGGGGUCCUCCUUAAAAUUGCUUAUUCUCAGUUGUGUGCUCUUUCAUGUUGGUUAUUAUCUUCUGGGCAUUCCCGGCCCUUGCUCUUCUUGGCACACUGUAAUUUGGGUUUUUCUUAAAAUUGCUUGUGAUCACUUGGGUUAAGUCCCAAUUUGAUUUAUUCUGCUUUGGUUAUUCUUUGAAUCCACUGGGUCCUGCUCAAGGCUGCUUAUCCUCACUUGAGUUCUGCUCGAAUUUGUUGUUUUCCUAUGGAUUCUGCCUGGGUUUGAUUUUUAAGCUUGCAUUCUCCGUGGGAUUGAUUAUUCCCACUUAGGUUCUUUCCUUGCAGAUCCUUUCAGCUACAUUCCGAUCAUCUCUGGCAACCCAAAGCGCCGUGUUCUCAGUUUUGUUAUUGGGGGGUCUUGACUUUGCCAUUGAUCUGCUCUAACUUGCAGGAAUUUUAAGGAUUGGAUCUAUAUUCUUCUGUUUCAAUUCAGGGUCAAUACUCAGGCGCAGCAUAUGAAGAGAUUUGUCUUUCAACUUUUGCUACUGGUCCACAGCUGCAUUGCUGAAGCUGGGUUGGAAUUUUUCCAUGGAAGACAUGAAGCUUUCAGGGAGCAUAAUACCUUUGAUACUCGCUUGCAGCAGCAACAGCAGAGGGAAUGCAAAGAGACCAGAGCAAUGCCAUUAAGGCCUCAUAGUGUGACUAUUACCGAAUUUGGUGCGGUAGGAGAUGGAGUUACUGUUAAUACUCAUGCCUUUCAGAAUGCCAUCUUCUACAUUCACACAUUUGCUGAUAAAGGGGGGGCACAACUUUUUGUGCCUGAAGGAAAAUGGUUGACUGGAAGCUUUAACUUGACAAGUCACCUCACACUGUACUUGGAUGCAAAGGCUGUAAUCCUUGGAUCCCAGGACUCUGAAGAUUGGCCAGUCAUUGAUCCCCUGCCUUCAUAUGGUCGAGGCAGGGAGUUACCAGGUGGAAGGCACUGCAGUCUAAUUCAUGGGUCCAACUUGACAGACGUUGUUAUAACAGGGGACAAUGGAACUAUUGAUGGUCAAGGAGCUAUUUGGUGGCAUUGGUUUCGUAAUCAUACUCUAGAUUACACCCGCCCACACCUUGUUGAGCUGAUAGAUUCGACAGACAUUAUUGUUGCAAAUUUGACAUUCUUGAAUUCGCCAUUUUGGACCAUCCAUCCAGUAUACUGCAGCAAUGUGCGAAUUAGGAAUCUUACAAUCCUUGCUCCACUCGAUUCACCCAACACAGAUGGCAUUGAUCCAGAUUCAUGCUCAGAUGUCUGCAUUGAGGACUGUUACAUCAGCUGUGGUGAUGAUGUAAUUUCUAUUAAAAGUGGUUGGGAUGAAUAUGGCAUCGCUUAUGGACGCCCUAGCUCAAACAUUAUCAUCCGGCGCAUAAUUGGUGAAUCGCACACAAGUUCUGGUAUCGCUCUAGGUAGUGAAAUGUCAGGAGGUAUCAAAGGCAUCCAUGUUCAAGAUCUUUACAUCUUCAACACAAGAAGGGGCCUCAGAAUUAAGACAACCCCGGGUCGAGGUGGUUAUGUGAAGGAUGUCUACAUAACGAAUGUCACCAUGAAGAGUGUGAGGGUAGGUAUUUGCUUCACAGGGUUGUAUGGUGACCAUCCUGACAAUGGAUAUGAUCCAUCUGCUUUACCAGACAUAGAAAGGAUUACAUUUACAGGCAUUGUGGGUGACAAUAUUACAACUGCAGGUUCUUUAGAAGGCAACGAACGGAUUCAAUUCAAAGAUAUCUGCCUAUCCAAUAUUGUUUUCAAUGUUACUUCUCAACCUUUCUGGAACUGCACUAAUGUUAAAGGAUUCUCGGAUUCAGUGUCACCUGAGCCAUGUACAGAACUUCAGGAACCAAUCCCUCCCUACUCCUCAGUUUGUUAUUCUUCUUAUAUCAGUGGCACAUGUAAAGAUCAUUAGUAUAAAGCCAGUUUCUGAUUUUAUUUGUAUCUGAUUUAUCCUUUAUUGGCGGUAGGUUGAUUAAGGGAUCCCAUGAUUCAUGCAUUUUUGCAGAGCUUUUUGUACCAUGGUCAGUCAAGCGGCAGUUUGUAUCAGUCACAAUAAUCUUGUUAUCAUCUGAUUCUCACCAUUGUCUACAUAAUAAUCUCCAUUGAAUCUCUCGCAUUUUCAACAGUGAGUAUUCGUCUUUUUUUUAGUGUAGUCCCUGCUCUACGAAGAUGAAUGCUUGUAUCCUUGUCUAAUUUCUACUCUAUAGGAAAUUAUCUGUUAGGUCUAUAGCUAGCAGCUGAUGGAUGUACAGCUUUGGCAUUUGAUUUUCCUGUUGGAGCUUGCUAUAACUAGCUGAUUUUUGUUCCUACUAUUGAAGGUAAAGGGAAUUUCAAAUGUUCACAUUUCAUACU
Cryptomeria japonica (Japanese cedar) is the source of this 2620-nucleotide messenger RNA. RefSeq names its product probable polygalacturonase. Lineage: Eukaryota; Viridiplantae; Streptophyta; Pinopsida; Cupressales; Cupressaceae. Gene Ontology annotation, biological process: carbohydrate metabolic process. The record is from RefSeq and is a predicted model, not a curated record. The transcript is spliced from 6 exons. Gene Ontology annotation, molecular function: polygalacturonase activity. Bases 756 to 2180 code for a protein of 474 amino acids.